AUGUGGAGUGUUUCUGCUGCUAUUACCAAGAAUUGCGCCAAUAGAGUCUUCAGAAGCCCAGUGGCAACUUCGGUAUCCAAGACGGUAGCAUUGCGGUGGUCGUCGGCGGCAGCUUCUUCCGAAGAUAGUAGUAGGAAUGACAAUAAUGCACCAGUCGAUGCCUUUACGUUGCUGAAUUUGGACCGACGAUUUGAUAUUUCUCAAGACGAACUGAAGCAGUCCUAUCGACGAUUAAUGGCUCAGUUUCACCCUGACAAACACCAUGGCAAGCCACUCGCCGAGCAACAGGCUCUUUCCGAACAAGCCACUUUGGUGACACGGUCCUAUCAAAUACUCCAACAAGAUUCGACACGAGCCACCCACAUGCUUCAAUUGUUGGGAAAAGUGGAGGAUACCUUUGACGAAUCAUCUUUGCAAGAAUUACUGGGAUCCAGCCCUGCAUCCUCCAUGCUGUUGAUGCAAGUGAUGGAAAUUCGAGAAGCGAUUGAAGAAGCCGGGUCGGAUCAAGCCAAGUUGCAAUCAUUGUCGGAAGAAAACAAUACGCGCAUGCAAGAGGUGGGGGAAGAAUUGGCUCAAGCCUUUGACGCACAGGAUUUAGACAAGGCCGUAGAGCUCACUAUCAUGUUGCAAUACUACAGUCGAAUAGAAGAAACUAUUCGAGACAACAUGGAGAUUUCUUGA
Seminavis robusta is the source of this 681-nucleotide messenger RNA. The record is from the annotation of a GenBank genome assembly. NCBI's taxonomy places the organism in Eukaryota, Bacillariophyta, Bacillariophyceae, Naviculales, Naviculaceae.